AGGACUGGGAUCCUGGGUGGCCUUUUGUCAGUCUUUUGUGAUUCUUCACCCAGGACACUUCUUGGCUUAGUUUAUUCCUACCUAAGAGCCCACCACACACAGACUUAACUUCUUCCCCCAUAGAACACUCCGAACCUUCAUCUGUCUCUUUAGUUUUCAUAAGAAAAUGUAGGUUCCUAUAGCUGGCCUAUUUUACAGAGGAGGAAUUGGGAGAACAGGAGCCUCUAAAGAGAAAGGGAUAAUGAAGGCGUUGAGUUUUAUUCUUCAGAAUAAAGGGCUCCUUCUCAAGCCAGGUGACUGGCAUCUAAACUGUUCCACACAAGAGAGCAAAUCUCCUGCUUAUCCAGGUGUGGUCAACACAGGAGAGAGGCAGGACCAACCCUGGCUCAUCUUGUGGGCACAGACUACAGGAGAUGAUGGGUUCUUAAGAACCUCUCUGACAAGUCCCAAAACCAAAAGAUUCCCAGAGAGGGUAGUUUUUAACUCUGCCUUUUCAAACUCCAGACAAACUACUGGCAUUGGAAAAAGUUUUCCAAAGUCAACCUAUUAUUGGCUCUGAUAUUAACAGAAAAUCAGAAGUCAAGAAGAUGAAGGUAGAGAAAUUAGUCAUCACUAUUGACAUGUGCUUUGUCCAGCUAGGAGGUGAGGCACACAUAUAUGAAUAUACAUACACACAUACACACCUUUUACAUGCAUGCAUACACACACACUACAUACAUGUACAAGCACCCACACAUCCUACAAUGCAAGCAUGUAAAGACACACACUCUACACAUAUAUGUAUGGAGAGAGAGAGAGAGAGAGAGAGAGAGAGAGAGAGAGAGAGAGAGAGAGAGAAAGAGAGAGUGAGGAGAGAGAGAGAGAGAGAGAGAGAAACUUUCACAGAUAUAUAAUUCACCUGUUACCAUGAAGGGUAGUUCAUUUGACAUAUAAGUGGCAUUCCUUAGAAAAGCUGUAUGCUGUGCUUGUCAAUAUUAGCCAAGUUAGAAACACUUCACGUGGCACCCCAAAUCACUGGUCCACUUCCAAAGGGCGAGCAGUUCACUUUCAGGAAAUGGCUGACUCCUGUGGACCCAGACCAACACAAGGGCUGUUCAUUUCAACAGAUUUCAAAAUGCAAAAAGGACUGUUCCUGCCUCAAACUUUAUAACCUUUUUCCAGGUGGUCAGAGGGGUCCUGAGUGUACCUUUGCACCCAGAGGGAUGCAAUCUACUCAGCUCUGGGGGGCUACACCCACCUAGCAGACUUUUCUGAACACCCUGAUCACGCCCCUGGCUUAUGGUAGAGUACAGAAAAACAGCCAUCGACACCCUUGACCAUUUCCACUUGCCCAACACCCAGAAGCCAUUGGAAAAUGUCUUGAAAGGCCAGUGUGUGCUGCGCUGAGCCCUCUCUCUCUCUCAUUGCCUUCUCUGGGUUAGCUUCUCAGCUGCAACUGGCCACAGGCAUCAGGGGAAGAGAGCCAGGUCUGGGACAGCGGGUGGUGAGGUGGUUUCUGGUUGUUUUUAAUUCCUAGACCUUUGUCCUAGAAGCUGAAGCAGGUAGUCAGGGGACCCACUCUGUGCAGCUCUCAGUGUUGGGAUUAAGCAGGUUCCUCAGAACAAGACCCUGAGGAGAGGGCAGCCGAACCCAGCUCGAGGCGAGGCUCCGGACAGCUGGUUCUCAGAGAUAUUAAAUGUACUCAGAAGAGAGAGACCAAGAGGCAGGGGUACCUAGAAAUCACAUCUCUAAGAAUGAUUUUCAAAUGCUGUGAGCUUUAGGCUAGUAAGACAGAUAUGGGGGAAUAGCUGUUUUGUGAAAAGGAGAGUAAAUUUAUCUUUAUUUUUAUUGUCAUAAAAUACUACUAAUAUAAAAUUCACCCAUUUUAACCAUUUUAAGUACUGUCCUGGUAUUAAUCACAUUCAUGAAGUUGAGGGGCCCCUCAGGGCUACUCUUUUCUAAAGCUCCUUUGCCAUCAUCUUAAACAAGAGCUGGGUAUCCAUUAAAUGGUGAGCCCUCUUCUUCUUGUCCCAGCCACCAGCAACUUCCAUCUUGCUUUCUAACUCUAAGAAUCUGAUUCGUGUAAGUGGAAUUGUUCAUUAUUCAUCCCUUUUAAUCUAGCUUAAUCCGCUGGCCAUGAUGUCUUAGAAGCUCGUGCAUGUUGUGGCUAGUGUCAGAACCUCCUUCCCUAGGAAGGGUGAAUAGUCUUCCAGGUACAUCAGCCAUUCUGUGUAUCAACUGAUAGACAUUUGAGUCCUUCCUUGUGUGUUAUAUGAGUACUGUGAACAAUGGCAUGUGGGUAUUAUAGAUUUGUUCUUUGCCAUUUUAGGAAAAUGGAUCCCAGUGAACUGAGCAAAUGUUACAGAGGCCAACUAUGGCUUGGUAGACCCAGUUCUCGGACAGUGGAGGAGAUUCCCAUGGCCUGGAGCAUUGGGUCUAGGUGACUCUUAGGCAAGAAUUCUUUAGUAGAGACAUUCGCAUCCAGUAAAGGAGAUCCCUUCCAAUUCUAUAUUCCCAUGAUUUAAGACAGAGUUUGCAACCCCUAGAGGCCACAUAUAGAGAAAAGUGAUAGCUAUGUCAGAUGAACCUUCUAUGGGAAAGAGCUGGGAUGUCAGUAUGAGGAGUCGAAUCUACUACUGUCUCCAGGCUUAGCCUGAACUCACAGGCUGAUUACUUAGAAGUGUAGACGGAGAUUCUGCACAGGACUGAGGAGGUCUGUCCAGGGCGUGGCAGUUUCCUUGGACUGUAGCAUCCUGGGCAGGAUGCUGAGUCCGGUGUCCUUAGCACCGUCCUUCGUGUGUGUGUGUGUGUGUGUGUGUGUGUGUGUGUGUGUGUGUGUGUGUGUGUGUGUCUGCUGGGAAGAGAGCACUUUCCAGCUUUCCAGGGAGGUCCAUCCCUAACCUGAUUUCUUCCCAGGCUGUAAGAAGUCUAAGGGUGAAUGGGGACACGUGGAUGCAGGACCCCUUUGGGGAUUUCAGGAUGACUUGUCAGCCUAGGUGGGGAUGCCCUGGGCUCUCUCCAAAUUGGUUUCAUCCUGCUACUGUUGCAGGGAGGAGAAAGGGAGGGUUCUUAUCAUUAGUUGAGAAGGUCCUGCCAGAGAAUUCCAGUAUUCUGGAGUAAGUUUAAUUGAGAGUGAUUUCAUGCUGUCCUUUUUCAUGUCGAAGCCAGGGGCUUGCAUCAUAUGAUGCAAGUGAAUUCGGGGAGGUUUUUAUUUGCAUGUGAAUCAUAGCUUUUCCAGCUGAAUGUCACUUACUUGGAAUUUUCGUCUGAUUUUGUUUUUGUUUUUGUCUCUUGGUGUUUUUCCAUCAGGCUCUUGGCUAACCAGAAGAAGAAGGGAAAAAAAAAAAACCCGUAGGGAGGGCUCAGUCUGCCUGGAGCAGGGUUUGAGUUGGCAACUCCAAGGGGGAGUAUUAUGAAUGUGAAAAUAAGAAAACGGAUGCUUUAUUUUGCUUUGAGGGAGGAACCAAAGCCAAGUCAAAUCGAGAGCUCUAAUUUGGGAAUAGUGUUAUUACAGGUCAUUGGGAGUUGGGUACACGCUAAAUUGGGAGGCCAGUCACAUGAGGAGGCAGCAAAAGCUGUCACAUGGGGGACAGCCGAGGCUCAUUUACAAUGAAGUUUUAUUUUAUUUACUACGUGGUUGAAUGAAAUCUAUGGCAGAUUUGGAAACCUAAUCACCCCAGUUGUUGUUGAUCUCUCUAGCUCCUGGCCAAUAAGUUGUUUAUACCCAAGCCAGAGCUUCCCGUGUGUGUGUGUGUGUGUGUGUGUGUGUGUGUGUGUGUGUGUGUGUGUGUGCUUUCCGGGGGUUUUAUUUAGGACCUGGGAUGUGUUCCUUGAUGAGUUGAGCAGGCCAUGUGCUAAAGGUUAUAUGUCUGCUCCCCGCGUUCCUGUCUGAUUCCAAGUGGCUUGCUUCCUUUCUCUCUGAAGUCCCUUACACGUACGUCAGGGUCAACGUACCUGGAUAAUCUCUCUCUCUCUCUCUCUCUCUCUCUCUCUCUCUCUCUCUCUCUCAUACGCACACACUCACACAUACAGACACACACACACACACAUACACACACACACACACACACACACACACACACACACACACACACGGGGAUGGACAGACAGAGGGCGCACCCACACCACCUUUCAGUUUCAUUUCUGUUUCCUCAGCACUAAUGCUGCAAAUGCCAGAUUGAAUUUAAAAAAAAAAAAAAAAAGAUAAAUCCUGUCCCUGCUGUGGACAGUUAUGUUAUGAGCAAAGCUCUCUUCCUACUUCCUCCUCCCGAUUUUUUAUGUUGUUGGCAUCCAGGGUAGGACUAGGGUUGUGUGAACUAAAUUGGUGAUUCUUCUUGAAUCCAAGUUGCAUUUCCAGAUGUCUUAAUCUGGGCUCAGUUAUUGGCAUUUGAGAUAAGAUGUAAACAGCUCUAGACUAUCUAGAGCCAGCAAAUUGAUAUCCAGCGCAAACAUGUUGUGGGUCACGGUCCUAAAUGGAGUGCCUUACUAAGAGUGUGACAGUCUGCUGGUGCCACCGAAGCGUGUGGGCCAGCAAUACUUGUGAUGCCCGUUAGGAAUAGAAGGCGUGUGGAAACUUUCUAUAAUAACAGCCUGGCCCUCCAGACUGGCCUGGACAAGUGAUCAGGGACUCUGGCCGCAUCUGAAGCCGUAGUGGGGUAUAGGUGUAUGACCUUAGGCAACUUGCACGGUUCCUUGGUUUCCCAAGUGGAUUUGGAAUAGAGAAGAUAAGCUCAGGAGGUGUUUGAGAAGUGAAAUGUUAUCAGGUAAGCAGAGAGCAUGUAGAAGUUUUCUGAGAGUGCAUACCACCGUCACCCAUGUGCUGGAGCAAGCCUGGAUGGCUCUCCCCUUCUUAGCAUUGCUCCCUAUGGCUGAGGCCUCUGACAUCACAAUACUCAGGUGGCCACUCAAUAAUGACGGGCUAUCCCCACCAGACACCAGAGGAGGGGAGAAAAAGGAGGAGGACGAAGUGGAGAGGGAGGAGAUGGAGCAAUCCCUUAAGUGAUCAUUCCAUCCACGCACACAGCUUUCACCUAACAUCUGGUUCAAGUGUAAUGUUUUCAGCUCCGUAUAACCUGUACAGCGUCUGUGCCCUCCCCUUCAAACGCAGCGCAGUAUUAUGAUCCUCUAAUCAAGAGAACUGUGCUCCCCUCGCCACAUGUCUCGUGGUUCACCGGCAGACCAGUGAGUUAAUACGUCUUCACCAGACAGCUCUCCGGAGCAGCUGUUUAGAGGAAUCAUUAACCAAUGGCAACAGGAAUCCAAGGAUAAAGUGAUUUCCCUUCUGCUAACUCACCUGCCUUUGCUGAAGCCAGGAAACCUCGACGCGAAAGCAGAGUAUAUGAAACUGCUGCCCAAGAUCCUGGCACACUCUAUCGAACACAACCAGCACAUUGAGGAGAGCAGGCAGCUGCUGUCCUAUGCUUUGAUCCACCCAGCCACUUCCUUGGAAGACCGCAGCGCACUAGCCAUGUGGCUGAAUCACUUGGAGGACCGCACAUCCACCAGCUUUGGUAGCCAGAACCGAGGCCGCUCGGACUCUGUGGAUUAUGGACAGACGCAUUACUAUCACCAAAGACAGAACUCUGACGAUAAGCUCAAUGGCUGGCAGAACUCUCGGGAUUCUGGGAUUUGCAUCAGUGCCUCCAACUGGCAGGACAAGAGCCUGGGCUGUGAGAAUGGCCAUGUGCCCCUCUACUCUUCCUCGUCUGUCCCUGCCACAAUCAACACGAUUGGAACCGGCGCAAGCACGAGUACCACAGGUCCCACCUCCUCUGGUCAAUCCCUUUUUGGCAAGUCCUAUUCUGUGGUUUCAAACUCACUUGAAUUCCAGCUGUGCAGAGGGAGCCCCAUCUGGAAAUGUGGCCAUACCUGGCCAGCACCAUUUGAAGUCCCCACCAGAGUUCUCUCAGGCCAGGCACACCACAGCCCUUUGAAACGAUCUGUGUCCCUUACCCCACCCAUGAAUGUGCCAAACCAGCCUCUAGGACAUGGAUGGAUGUCUCAUGAGGACUUACGAGCUAGAGGACCUCAGUGCCUCCCAUCCGAUCAUGCCCCCCUGUCUCCACAAAGCAGUGUAGCCUCUUCAGGAAGUGGUGGGAGUGAACACUUAGAAGAUCAGACCACUGCUCGUAACACAUUCCAAGAAGAAGGUAGUGGUAUGAAAGAUGUUCCAGCUUGGUUAAAAAGCCUCCGCCUGCACAAGUACGCUGCGCUCUUCUCGCAGAUGACUUAUGAGGAAAUGAUGGCCCUCACUGAGUGUCAACUGGAGGCUCAGAAUGUUACCAAAGGCGCAAGACACAAAAUUGUAAUCAGUAUUCAGAAGCUCAAAGAAAGACAGAACCUCCUGAAGUCUUUGGAAAGGGACAUCAUCGAAGGGGGCAGCCUGCGCACCCCCCUCCAGGAGCUACAUCAGAUGAUCCUGACACCCAUCAAGGCCUACAGCUCUCCCAGUACCACCCCUGAGGUGCGCUGCCGGGAGCCCUCACUGAUGGAGAGCCCAAGCCCUGACUGCAAAGACAGCGCUGCAGCAGUCACCAGCGCCACAGCCAGUGCCUCAGCCGGUGCCAGCGGUGGACUGCAACCACCCCAGCUGAGCAGCUGCGACGGAGAGCUGGCUGUCGCCCCUCUGCCGGAGGGGGACCUCCCGGGGCAGUUCACCCGAGUCAUGGGGAAAGUGUGCACACAGCUCUUGGUCUCCAGACCCGAUGAAGAAAAUAUAAGCUCCUAUCUACAGCUCUUAGACAAGUGUCUUGUUCAUGAGGCAUUUACAGAGACACAGAAAAAAAGAUUGUUGUCAUGGAAACAGCAGGUGCAGAAGCUCUUUCGGUCUUUCCCUCGGAAAACCCUUCUAGACAUAUCAGGAUAUCGACAGCAAAGAAAUCGUGGCUUUGGGCAGUCCAACUCCCUCCCAACAGCCAGCUCUGUGGGCAGCGGCAUGGGCAGACGGAACCCACGACAGUACCAGAUCGCAUCUCGGAAUGUCCCUUCCGCCCGCCUUGGUCUCCUGGGCACCAGUGGAUUUGUCAGCUCCAACCAGCGCCACACCGCUGCCAACCCCACCAUCAUGAAACAAGGAAGACAGAACCUCUGGUUUGCCAACCCUGGGGGCAGCAACAGCAUGCCCAGCCGCACCCACAGCUCCGUCCAGAAGACCCGCUCGCUGCCCGUGCAUACUUCCCCACAAAACAUGCUGAUGUUCCAGCAACCAGAAUUUCAGCUUCCUGUGACUGAACCUGACAUCAACAAUAGGCUGGAGUCCUUGUGCCUCAGUAUGACGGAGCAUGCCCUGGGAGACGGGGUUGACCGGACCUCCACAAUCUAGAAACUGAAGAUGACAGUGACCGCGCUGGCCGUGAAAUGGACUGCUGCGGGCCCAGUGUCAGCCAUCUUCAGGGUUGCAGAGACUCUUCCAAGACACUUUGCAGCCUUUUUCCCCUGGUCCCUCGCCCAUUUUGAUUUUGUGAGAGCGUAGGUCAUCCUUGUAAACAUAUCAGUAGACCUGGGGUUGGUUAUGUUGUCAUUUGUUUCUGUCAGGGGAUGGGACGGUAUGCAGGGUGGGGAGGGGACUCUCGGGGGAAUGUGGGGCUGGGAGGGGGUGGAGGGAUGCUAGUAGCUUCCUGGAUGGAAAUGGAGUGGGGAAGAGUAUUGCUAGGUGAGAUAUGCAAGAGACACACAGGAGGGAGGUAGAAGCCCUGCCCUGGGGAGCCUUCUCAGAACCCGGCUUCACAGUCAGGCUGCAGAAGACAGCGGACACAAGCAAGGAGAGCAAGAUGGCAGCCAGCCUGUUUGUGGCUCCCCUGACCGGAUUUCCCCGAGGCCCGGCUUGAAACAACCACAAGAGAGGGCUAUAUGGCACCAAGGGCAAGAGGAAGAAAUUCCCUCCAGCAAACUUUCAGAUAAACUUUGAUUUGUGUAUUGUUUACAUAAGAAUUUUAAAGGGUACAUAAUGUGUAGAGUGUGGAUAGAACUUCUCUUCAUACUAUGGUUUUUUUUGUAAAAGACUGAUUAUUGUUAUGGAUUCAUUCUGUCUCAUCUAUUUUUAUAAUAGCAGCAGGGUUGUCUUUUAAAAAAAAAAAAAAAACGGCUGCCAAGCUCUGCUUCUUGGGAAGGUGAUUACAGUCAAGUAGGCCUCAAGUUACCGUCUUCGACCAUGAGGUGGGAGGAGUGUGUGGAUGGGUUUGAAGGAUAAGGAUGUGGCUGAGAUGAACAGAGUACUAGGUGUGGACACCAGGAUGAUGGCGCUGUGUGAUCAGUUCUGGAUUUGCUCGUAGGCUAUCUAGAGAUGAUAAACUCUGCAACCUCUUUCUGGGCUGGAUUUGCAUCCCACGCAAGACCUGUUUUUUGCUUCCCACCCUCCCCACAGGCUCCAUCCUACCAGCCCCGGUCUCCCUCCACAGACACACACGUGGAUAACAGUCCCUCUAGAGAAGGAAAGACAGGGGUUGAUGGUUUUCUUUUGCAUGAAGCCUGACACUGAAACAUCUGUGAUGGAGACUUUGCAGGAGCCUAGGCCUGGGAGUCUUAUCUCUUCUCACUCCAUCUCUGCCAAAGGAGAAUGGCCCAGCAGUAGUGUCACAGAGAGAAUGCAGAGAUGCAAUAGGUCCCCGUGGUCCAGCUCCACCAUGGGAGGAAGAGGGGACAAUGGAAACAGAAGCAGGAAAGGUUAAGUUCCUGAGAGAAGUGGUUGCUCUCUCUAUGCAUGUGAGUCAGAGAUUUGCUGUGUUGUGGGAUGGUUUAUCCAACCACGCACAGAAAAGAGAAAACCCUCACACGUACAUUACACAGUUCGAGAUUAACUGUAACACCGUGUGGGAAUAGAUCUAUUUCUUAAGGGCAACAAAGAAUAGUUCAGAAUUUAAUGCAAUGGAGGAUAUCAGAGGGAAUCCAAAAGAAAUUAUGUGCCACACUGGAGAAUUAGCUGCGUAAAUGUGACAGUAUGAGUGAGUAGCCGGAGGCAUGAUCUAGAACAUAAUAUAAGGCCUGUCUAGUAAAUGGGUAAGACAGAUUCCUCUUUAAAAAAAAAAAAAAAAGUGACAUUUAAAACCAGACCAUGCAAAUGACCUUGCCUAUGGUUAUUUUUUUUUUCAAGUUAAUGAAGUGCACACAGAUUCUAAAGGCCUUAAUAAAAAUCCACACAACUGUGUUUGCCUGUCAAGAUUACAGGUGGACAACCGAGCCGAGCCUUGGAUGCUACAACAGAGAUUUCGAAGUCCUUUUACAGUGCAGGGCCAAGGACACCUUAAGAAGGUUGAGCUUUUAGUGAUCAUGGACGACUUGGAUCAUCACCCCAAUCAGCACUUUAUAACAACACCAGAAACAAAAGAUGCAGGACACUCCUUGGGUGACCCAGUCUUGAAGAUGCAAAUUCACGUGCAGAAAGAGGCAGCAUGUUUAAUUUUUAUAUGUAGAUAGAUAGACUUUUUUUUUUUAACCAAGUGCCAUUAACAUUCAUCCCUCGUGUCCCUUUCCAAGCUCAGUGUUGGGGAAGGAGCUGGGAUGGAGGAUCCCAUGUCAGGCAGAACAGGUUAAAAUGUCGAAGGCCAAAGGGAAGGCCAGAGGGUCUGAGGAAGUGUUUGGAGGAUGCUGGAAAGGUUAACAGAGAGGAACAAUAGGACUCCUCAUCCUGUAGGAAAGAGAAGGUGUUUAAGUCCGCUACACGCAACGCACGUACCCAUAAGGUCAUGGGAUAUUCAGAAACCAGUUUGUGAACACAAUCACACGAGUGCGAAUCUUUUAAGAGGAAGAAGACCAUAGAGUAUAUUUGCAAAUCUGAAUUUCUAUUUAUUCCUUCAUUGAAUAUAGAAGCAAUGGUUAUCUGAUUAUUAGAGAUAUUAUUUUGGAUAUGUCACUUAUUAACUCGCUAUGGCUGGUACCCAUGAUAAAGUCUGUUAUUAGUAACAACAGAAUUCUUUUUUUAAAAAAAAAAAGAAAAAAAGAAAAGCUUAUUUUUCAUUGACUGUAUAGAUUUAUCUACUUAGUUGUGGUUUGCUAUGUUAGUGUUUUUAUUUUUAUUUUUUAAGUUGUGUUCUGAUGAUUUUUAAGAACCUCCCCCCCCCCACCUUGAUUUGAGUCCUGUGUUGACUACAGGUAUACAGCUCAAUUUAAAAAUCCUAAAGCAAAGAAAUUUUAUUUAUAAAAAAAAAUUUUAAAAAGAGUCGAGCAGUUGCAUGCCUGAGGCUGUGAAGUCAGGCCUUGAGCAGUGAGCUGCAGUGCCUUUUUUUGUAUUUACCCAUUGACCACCCCGCCCCAACACAGCUGUUUUAUAUUAAAUAGUAAAGGUUUGAAACUUUCCGAGUAAAGUCUAUUUCACUGCAUAGGUUCUCCCCAUCUCCACCCCACCCCACCCCCGCCCCCACCCGCACCCCAGGCGCCCUGAUUUAAGCAGCAUGUCUGCACUGUCUGAGACACAAUGCUGGUCUACAAUAUCAUGGGGUGAUGUUUUAUUGGUGCUUUUUUGUUCAUAGUGUUUUCUUACCAGAAAACAGUAGGAAGAAACACAAACUAUACAAGACACAACACGACGCUGCUGAUGGUUUGUUUUGUGUGUUCCCCACCCCCACCUGCUUUUUGAGUUUCACUUUCUUAUUACACAAAUCCAGCAAGCAAAGUAGUGGCCGGUGGGUCCCGCCUGCCUGCCUGCCUAGGGCUGCUAUUUGCAUCAAGCGCCCAGCCUGGGUUGAGCUGAAGGUCUCUUUCUGGUACCCAGGCCGGGAGCCAGCCGCAGCUGGGCCCCACCUCCCAUUCUCCCGAUGCGACACUGAGGGAAACCAGAGUUUCUUUUGAGGUGUCGCUGGCUGCCUUUUACAGAGUGGGAGUCUUCUCUGGGCCUUCCUUUCCUCUGUGCCUAGUAGCUAGCUAGCGCUGGUGCAAGGUUUGUAGAUCUGUGCACCCCAGAGCUGGGAUGAGGGCUGAGCGAGGGAGGGGAGGAAAGUGGAUUCUGUUGGGCGCCCUUCCUCUCUAGCCUGAGUGGGGAGAACCCAGGGUGCUCAGGUGUGCCUAUCAUAAACAGAACCUGCAGAAGGAUAAGUUGUACACAGAGCUGUGAUGAUAUCUGUGUUGGCUUUGUUUUUCAGUUUGUUUUUCUUUUCUUUUUUUACAACUCAUCAGAGAUGUUUGCAAAGCGACUUUUUUUUUAAUCCUUUAUCUUGACUUAAAGGUAAAUAUGUAUCCCUCUGGGAGGAGCAAAAAGAAAGCAGGAGUGUUAGUGAUGGCAAACAGGAGACUUCCUCCCUUAUUAAUAUAUAACCCUCAUGUAUUUAUGCCUAACGCAAGCUGACUUUCAAAGAGCUUCCUUUCGUUGCAUGCCCUGUGCAGGCAUCUGUAUUGUACAUGCAUGCCUUUUGUCCUGGUUUCCUGUAUAAAGUUAGUGAACAAAGAAAUAUUUUUGCCUAGUUCAUGUUGCCAAGCAAUGCAUAUUUUUUAAAUUUGUCAUACAUGGAAAGAGCAUGUUUGUUACAUGUGAAAGCUCUACUGAUGCAGAUACACUAAUGUUUGAACAUGCUGUUCUUUGCAAGUGUACAGUUUUCAAAUGUUGUUAUCAGUGACAACACCCUUGUGGUCUAAACUUGCUACAAUGUAUUUAUUAUUCAUUUCCUCCCACAGAAAUAAGAAUCAUGGCUAUAUUUCAUAUGGUUAUAUUGAGAGUGAAGGGAAAUGAUUAAUACAAGGUUUUGUAACA
Molecule: messenger RNA, 11656 nt
Organism: Mus musculus (house mouse)
Lineage: Eukaryota; Metazoa; Chordata; Mammalia; Rodentia; Muridae
Gene: Samd4
Product: sterile alpha motif domain containing 4
Exons: 13
Coding region: 5318-7300 (660 amino acids)
Biological process (GO): regulation of mRNA stability; negative regulation of translation
Cellular component (GO): synapse; cytoplasm; dendrite
Molecular function (GO): RNA binding; translation repressor activity
Source: RefSeq, a predicted model, not a curated record